Molecule: messenger RNA, 1213 nt
Organism: Hibiscus syriacus
Lineage: Eukaryota; Viridiplantae; Streptophyta; Magnoliopsida; Malvales; Malvaceae
Product: glucan endo-1,3-beta-glucosidase 14-like
Exons: 2
Biological process (GO): carbohydrate metabolic process
Cellular component (GO): plasma membrane
Molecular function (GO): hydrolase activity, hydrolyzing O-glycosyl compounds
Source: RefSeq, a predicted model, not a curated record
AGAGAGUUCUGCAUUUAUAACGAGAGGCAGAGAGAAAGAGAGAGACAGCGUUUUGGUAGCGGAUGACAAGCCGUUGCUGAAAGUGUUGGCUAAGAUUCUUGUUUAAUCCAAGAUUAGAUCAUUUAUGGCUGCCUCUUCUUCUCUUCUCUUUACCUCGCUUCUGGUUCUUCUCACUUUCGCAGAUUCAUCAGUGCAAGUCCUUGGGCUUGGAGUUGGAAUCAACUAUGGCCAAAUAGCAAACAAUCUUCCAUCUCCAACCCGAGUCUCAUACCUCCUCAGAUCCCUCAAUAUCAGCAGAGUUAAACUCUAUGAUGCAGAUCCCAAUGUUCUUGUUGCUUUCUCCAACACAAAUGUCGAUUUCAUUAUUGGAUUAGGGAACGAGUACCUUCAAAACAUGACCGAUCCAAUCAAAGCUCAAAACUGGGUUCAACAGCGAGUUCAACCCUACCUUUCUCGGACCAGGAUCACUUGCAUCACUGUGGGGAAUGAGGUCUUCAAAUACAAUGAUCAUCAGCAGUGGUCUAACCUCCUCCCAGCAAUGCAAACAGUUUAUAAUACCCUUGUCGAUCUUGGCCUCGAUAAACAAGUAUCUGUUACUACCGCACAUUCGCUCGAUAUCUUAAGCGUGUCAUUCCCUCCGUCGGCUGGGGCUUUUAGGCAAGAUCUCGGGGAAUAUUUACAUGGUAUCUUGAACUUCCAUGCUCAGGUCAAGUCGCCAGUCUUGAUCAAUGCGUAUCCGUAUUUCGCAUACAAGGAUAACCUGAAUGAGGUGCCAUUAGACUAUGUGCUUUUCCAACCUAAUCAAGGGACAAUGGAUCCUUUUACCAAUUUGAAAUAUGAUAAUAUGUUGUAUGCUCAAGUUGACGCUGUUUAUUCGGCAAUAAAAGCACUGGGACAUACGGAUAUUGAAGUCCGGGUUUCCGAGACAGGCUGGCCUUCCAAAGGGGAUGAAAAUGAAGUAGGGGCUACACCGGAGAACGCAGGAUUGUAUAAUGGCAAUCUGUUGAAAAGGAUAGAACAGAGACAAGGUACACCGGCAAAACCAAAUGUCCCGAUUGACAUAUUUGUUUUUGCUCUUUUCAAUGAGAAUCUAAAGCCUGGUCCAGCAUCCGAGAGGAACUACGGUCUCUUCUAUCCGGAUGGUACGCCGGUUUAUAACAUCGGAGUUCAGAGUUAUCUCCCGGAGUUGAUAUAUUCAUCCGGUAGCACAACU